Messenger RNA from Culicoides brevitarsis, 848 nucleotides. Its product is annotated as chymotrypsin-2-like. The record is from RefSeq and is a predicted model, not a curated record. The transcript is spliced from 2 exons. NCBI's taxonomy places the organism in Eukaryota, Metazoa, Arthropoda, Insecta, Diptera, Ceratopogonidae. Gene Ontology annotation, biological process: proteolysis. Bases 60 to 836 code for a protein of 258 amino acids. Gene Ontology annotation, molecular function: serine-type endopeptidase activity.
AAAUGAUAUAAAAUGUCGAAGAUCCUCCUCAAUUGUUUAGUUUCAAUAAAAAGCGAAAUAUGGCACGUCUUUUAUCACUUGUUUUAAUUAUUCUGGCACUAACCUGUUUGGUUUCUGGCAAAAUAAUUCAUCCUCGAAGCAUUGGCUGGGAAGGACGAAUUGUAGGCGGAAGUAAUGCAAAAGCCGGCCAAUUUCCCUAUCAAGUGUCUCUGAGAAGUUCCUUCGGAAGCCACUUUUGCGGUGGAAGUAUCUAUACGCAACGAUGGAUUGUUACUGCAGCACAUUGCAUUUACGGAUCCACAACAAACAAUGUUCGUGUCGCUGUUGGCACAAUUUACACAAAUCAAGGAACGAUUUACGCCUCAUCGAAACUUAUUUAUCAUGGAAAUUAUAAUCCUAAUACGCUGGCUAACGAUAUAGGUCUCGUACAGACAUCCACUUCCAUUGUUUUAUCAAAUGUUGUUCAACCGAUAGCAUUGGGUUCUAAUGUUGUGGGGGGAAACGUUGCUGCUGUUGCCUCUGGAUGGGGAAAUACUGUUACAGGUGGAGGCGCACCUUCAAUCUUGCAAUACAUUAACUUGAAGACAAUCACGAAUCAGGAAUGCAAAAAUCUCCAUUCAAUGACGGGAAAUGCAGCAAAUGUCAAUGAUAAUGUAAUUUGCACGUAUAUGCCAAGCGGAAAGGGAAUGUGUAAUGGCGAUUCUGGAGGCCCUCUUGUCGCUAAUAAUGUCUUGAUCGGAACUGUAUCAUGGGGAAUUCCAUGCGCAAAAGGAUAUCCAGAUGCCUUUGCGAGAGUUUCAUCGCACAGAACUUGGAUUAUUAAUAACGCAAAAUAAAAAAUAGGCCUU